AUGUCGGACGAAAAUCCUGCCGGGCCGCCGGAGCAUCAUUCGGAUAAUGAUGAAACCAAGGCCUCGGCAGUGGUCGAGAUGCAGUCUAUUGAGCCAGGUAACGCUAAUGAUGAGAUACAGGGUGACAAGUCUAAGGUUGAGGGGCUAGUAAAUCGUAGAAUAUGCUACAUUUUCGCUCUCAUGGCGGUUCUGGAGUGCUUCGUGAACUAUGACCUAGGCGCUAUGUCGGUCAUGGUGCCGCUGAUCCAGAGUCAGUAUGCAUUCUCCACAACUGAUCUUGGCAUCAUGGGAGCACUGCCGUUCUUAGGGUUGAUCGUGUUGAGCCCGAUUAUUGGAACUGUUUUCACGUUCUUCAAGGCGAGGACGAUCAUAGCAUUGGGGCUAGUCAUGAACGUUUCGUCGCUUCUCGUCUUUGCGUUGGCUUACAACAAGGUCAUGUUCUACCUUUCUCGGUUUCUUGUGGGCGCAACCCAGUCCUUCUUCGUUAUUUACGCCCCGGUGUGGGUCGGAUGUUUUGCGCCCGAUGCCCGCAAGAACCUUUGGAUGGCCAUACUGCAAGGGUCGAUUGUUGGGGGCUUCAUGCUCGGCUAUGCCUUCACUGCCAUACUCAAAGACGCCAGUGAUGAUGGGUGGCGAAUCAGCAUCGGAUCGCAGAUGGGCGUUUUGUCGGUUCUUGUUUACCUGUUCAUGUGGACUCCCAGCCAGUACAUCAACCUGCCGUCGAUGGAAACCCCCAAGAAGGAAGCUGAUGAGACUCCAGUUGAGGCAGAUAGCGAGGGGAGCGUGGUAGUUAUGUCGAACAUGGCUGCUCUCCGAAGCCGAGCUGAGCGGAGUCCGAGUUCGCCGAGGAGCAUCGACGACAGCACUGUUUUACACAACCGCGGAUACUCCUGCGAGCCAGUUACUAAACGCCCAAGCAUUCUUCCCGGAGACACGCUGCAGAUGUUGCCGUCCAGAAAUAGCUGCAUCGGUAGAAUCAACACUGAUAUCAUGAAGCGUCCGAGCAUUAUCAGCGCAACCUGCCAUCUGCCGUGCAGGUCCAAUGAAUCCAUGGUAUCUGGAGCGCCACAAGAUCCCGAAAAUGGGGAGUCAUACACCUUGUGGUCGAGUUGCAAGAUAAUAUUGUCGAACCCAUACUUCUGCUUCUCCACGAUGACCGUCUCCGCCUUGUUCUACGUAGUCACUGCCAUCCAGUACUGGACCACCAAGGUUGCAAUAGCGUUGUACGAAGUGCCGGAAUCGUUACUCUACACUCUAUUUGUGGCAACAUCGACGACGGCGCCAGUGAUGGGCGUCAUUGCGGGUUCGUGGAUUAUCGAUGUACUCAGUGCACGAUACCCGAGCAAACCGAUCAUCAUCGACCUCGUUCUCGUAUCGUGGACGUUGGUGACUCUGUUGUGCGCACUUUCGGUGACGUUGUGGCACAGCUUCUACAAUCUGGUUGGCUGCAUCUGGGUCAUCUUAUUUUUCGGCGGUGGUCUUCUCCCGCCCAUCACUUUGAUCACCAUCAACACCAUCUCAGAGCCCCUGAGGCCCAUGGCGUCAAGCAUAUGCAUGUGCCUCUAUCACAUUUUCGGCUACAUAGGCGGAACUUUGCUUCCCGGCGUCAUAAUGGACCUAACAGAGACGGACCGAUCCGCCAUUUUCGCGACCUACUUCCCCGUUAUUUUGGGCACCUUAGGUGCGAUGGGGAACGCCUUGGCGCGUUACUAUGAAUACAAACGCGCUCCAGCAGCGGAAUCUAAUGUUUAA
Messenger RNA from Babesia bigemina, 1752 nucleotides. Its product is annotated as transporter, major facilitator family, putative. The coding region runs from base 1 to 1752 and encodes 583 amino acids. Gene Ontology annotation, biological process: transmembrane transport. NCBI's taxonomy places the organism in Eukaryota, Apicomplexa, Aconoidasida, Piroplasmida, Babesiidae. The transcript has a single exon. Gene Ontology annotation, cellular component: membrane. The record is from RefSeq and is a predicted model, not a curated record. Gene Ontology annotation, molecular function: transmembrane transporter activity.